AUGCUGCGUUUAUUCGUUCUUUUGACAGGAGUGUUUGCGAUUCCGGAUUCGUUGUUGUCUAUAGCUCAGAAUUACUUGAGUAAAGGGCCUAGUUUGUUGGCUGAUUAUCAAUCGCAGAAAGCGGGGGAACAACUGGAGGCAUCGGUGAAGCAGACAUUAAGCGACGAGCUAGCAGCUCGUGCAGCGGAGCAGUCCUUGGGAGAGAGCUUGAGUGCAGUGCAACAAAAAUUUGAGGACGUGGAUAAGGCUACGAGCAGUGAGGCAAAGACAUUAGAAACGAAAGAGUUGUCGGAGAAGACCGUAACCGUCAACAGAAUCAAGCAAGUCACAAAGCUCUAUCGAGCAUACCAUGACCUUCUAUUCCCAGAUCGUAAAGACCAACCUGCCGUGAUUGUCGAGAUCGAUGGAGACACAAUGCUAUCAUUCGAAGCCUGGAAACGAAUUGUUAAGUACUCCGCAGAUGCUAAGGCAGGGAAACAGAAUGAAUGUACCAGCAGAGUAUCUGCACUUGAACUUUCUGUGGGCACAGCCGCCGAUAAUGAUAAGAGCCCCAUCGACGUAUUAGCCACUCAAAUUCUCAAUCAACCUGAGGAUAAAAAAGUACAACUUGCACUUCUCAAUGCAUCGUAUUAUCGCAAACUGGAGAAACAGUACAACGCGUAUGCGGACAAGUUGACCCAGGACCUAAAGGCGAAGCAGGAAGCCGCCGAGGCUGAACAGAGUCUGGCGGAGAUGAAGAAGAAGGCAGUGGAGGAAGGCGCUGACUCCUCAGCGGCAGCGACGAGCGAGAGUCGGUGA
Molecule: messenger RNA, 798 nt
Organism: Gregarina niphandrodes
Lineage: Eukaryota; Apicomplexa; Conoidasida; Eugregarinorida; Gregarinidae
Exons: 2
Coding region: 1-798 (265 amino acids)
Source: RefSeq, a predicted model, not a curated record